GUGAAAAUUGAUUUUUAAUUUUAUGUUCUUAACAUCAUUAUUUUAAAUUAUUAUUAGCAAAUAUGAAUGAAUUUAAUCGUUCUAAAGUUAGUGGUGUCCGUUGGUUAAAGAAGCCCGUGGAAAAUAUACGAAUAAAAGUGAAACUUAAGCCACAAGACGGAAUAUUAUCCCUGCCAAAAUUCGACGAAUAUGCAAAUGAAUCAAAUGGUCUUACAAAACUGGAAAAUAAGACAGAAGAAUACAUUUUUAAAUGGCAAGAAAAAGUAUUUAGUGCUUGGGAACUUCAACGCUAUACAGAUGUUCAUAACUGUAUAUCUGAAACGGAGUUAAACUACAAUGAGAUGUUAAAUAAUUUAGAUUACGAAUCCUCUAAAAUAUUCACAUACAUCCACUAUGACUGCCACUUGCCUUUGCCUUCGGAGUUAAAAAAUAAUAAUUUAAAAGAGUUGAAUGUUCUCAGUUUGAAUUCUUGCUUAGCUAGGUUGAAUUUAGAUAAUAGGUUUGGCAGGAUGUUGGAAGAUACAAGUUCAAUGGGGCAUUUGUUUAAGAGCACAGAGAAUGUUGUGGCAGAAGAGGAGCCCUGGACUGCGAUGCAUGUUGUAUUCGAUCAUUCGGACUACAAUGAAGACUCACAACUACUUCUCAAACAGGAUGCAAUCAUUCUGUCCCUAUACUACAACACCAUACAUAACUACCUGAUUAUAACUCCGGAUGUGAACAACUUGGAUUUGAACCCGUAUACCGUAGAAUCUGAGACUGGAGUCCAGUGGGGAUUCCAAUACUCAGUUGAAGUCGAUUUUGAGGAGACAGAGAGUGGAGAAGAAUUGGUUACAUUGCUUCGUAAACUACACCAGAAAUGGGAGCGUCAACAGAAACAAGUGGUGAACUUCGAAAUGCCGCCAUUGGGGAAGAAACUUUAUUACGUCACGUUAGAGUUGGUCACCGCUACGGACUUUGAUGUGGACGAUUUGUAUAUUGAGUUUACAAUACAGGUCCCUGAUGACAUUCAAUGCAACGAUGCGCUUCACGGCCGGAGUCAUUUAGCUAAACCCAUAAGAACAGAAGACAUCGAGGAGUGGCAUUUUAGCCACAUUAUUGAGCUUACUUUGGAGAUGACCACAGACUCAGAAUCUGCCCCUAUACAAGUGUUCUUCGAAGCGAUAUCGACGGACUGGUGGGGUCGGCAUCGGACGGAGGGGUAUAGCUAUCUCCCUUUGUCGUUAAAUCCUGGCCGUUUCUCCAAGCAACUGUCCUGCUCUAGGCCUGAAGAGUUGGAUUCCGUGGAGGCGGAAAACCGCAGGUUCUUUGUUGGAGGAUGCCAUCUGAUCAAGGAUUUGGAGAUUUUCGCAAAGCCGCAAUUACAUGACGCGAAUUUCAAGUUCGUAACAACAGGAUCUAUCAACGUCCGUUGGAACACGAUCUCGCAGACGUGUGUCAGUCAGGGGCGUGUAGUGGACGGGCGUGAGGCACGGUCGUGUGCAUCAGCGCUGUUACUAGGGGCUGAAGCGGUGCUGCGCCAGUACAGGAGGGCGCGCGCUCGCCUCGCUGCUGCCACGCACUCACUCACUGCUGAUCAUGAAGACUGAUGGUGGCAAGAGGGGUUAACAAGGCUACAUCAAAGCAAUAGCAUAGCAUAUAGUUUCUUUCUUUCUUUCUUUCUUUCUUUCUUUCAAUAUUGUAAUUUCAUAUUUGCGCACAUAAAAGUAAGUAAGUGCGCAAUGGUGCAGCUACCAACCUAUACUCACACACGCAUACACACAUGCACACCAGGUCUUAUUGGCGUCAACCAAAGAGAGCUUGGGGUCUAGAAACAAAUUUGGACAUUUCAUAAAAACAUCUGUUAUUUGACAUUAAUUUGUUUGACAUAAUGCAAUUCUUCAUUUUAGCUGUUUUCUACGAAUAAAGUUGUAAAAUGCACAUACUUAAUAAGAAUUGUCUUAUAUACAACAAAUAUCGGGUAGCAUUAGGCUUUUUGCACAAAAUACUCAAUGUUCUCAUUUUAGACCUCUGAUCCAUAAUUAAAACACAAUAACGGAUUCUUACCGCGUUUGAAGUAGGGGUAUGAGACUCGCGAAAUUUCGACACUGUUGCAAGUGUCAUGAUCACCGGAUGACAACAACAACAGAAACAGUGUCGAAAUAUCGAGAGUCUCAUAUCCCUACUUUAAACGCGGUAAGAAUCCGUUAUUAUGUGUUUUAAUUAUGAUAAUAACCGCGUAAACUUAAAACCUCUGAUCCAUGUUUGAACCUUAGAUAGUUUCUUAAUUUGACAACGUAACAAAGACUGUUAUGUAUUAUAAGUACUAAUUAGUUAAACUAUACCAAAUGAGGGACUUUCCAGGCUACAUUUCCCAAAUAAAAAACAAUGUCCAUUAAAAUAUAUAAUAAGCUCCCAAAGUGCUUAAGAGAUGAAACUAAAACUAAUUUAUUUAUAAAAAAAUCUAAAAACAAUGCUAAUUAAAAAGAGCUAUUAUACUGUAGACGAAUUUUUAAAUGAUAAGUUUUAAUUUAAUACACACUUCCUCUCUUCCCUUCAACGUUGCUGUGCCCUACAGGGUCCAUGUUUUAGUUCCUACGCCUAUGUAACACCCAUUGUACUACAUGGAAUGCAAUAAAUAAUUGAGAAUUGAAUAAACUAUAGAUGGCGCUGUUCAUAGCAGACGUAAUGCAUCUUUUAUCCUUGUUUUUGGGUAUAAAUGAUGACCCUUGUUAUUACACCCAGGCACAACACAUCUUCCACCAAUUAUUAUUCUGAUCAAAAUAAAGAGAAGCAAUAUAGGUAGGCACAUAAUUCUAUUCAUAUCUGAUCCAAAAAUCAAACAACAAUUAUUUUUAUAUAAUUCCCCUGCCAUUCCAUUAUAUUUUGGAAUUACCCGAGCAAUGAGAAAAUAGGUAAUUAUCACGUUACAAAUUUGUAAGACUGUACAAUGCCAUCUAUAUUUUCUUUGGAGAACGUAGCCUGGACCGUCCCUUAUUAAGCAGUGUAGGUA
Pectinophora gossypiella (pink bollworm) is the source of this 2989-nucleotide messenger RNA. It is a transcript of the gene Mks1, whose product is annotated as Meckel syndrome type 1 protein. NCBI's taxonomy places the organism in Eukaryota, Metazoa, Arthropoda, Insecta, Lepidoptera, Gelechiidae. Gene Ontology annotation, cellular component: MKS complex. The record is from RefSeq and is a predicted model, not a curated record. The transcript is spliced from 7 exons. Gene Ontology annotation, biological process: cilium assembly. The coding region runs from base 63 to 1586 and encodes 507 amino acids.